AUUUCGCACCCCUCUACCGUGGAGACAAUAUCAAUUUUAUACCCUUUGGACAUACUUGGAGGGUUGAAUAUUACUAGGUUUCGCCGAUUUUAUUUCGUUUUACACCAACAUUGUUUGUAAAUAGAUUACGAAAGCACACCAACGAUGUCGGGGCCACCUGCAAAGUUCAACGCCGAAGAGGCCGAUAACUUGGAGGAUAUUGAGAAGCAGUUUGCGGUGAAAGCUGUGCAACACAUGUCGACUUACUGGGCAAUCCUCGAGAAAGUCAAGGGAUCCUCCCUCAAACUGACAAAGAUGGACGAUGAUAUCUACGAGCAUCUAAAGAAAGACCUUCCAGACUUCGAUCCCGCAGUUACCAUCAACGAGGAUGAGAUGAAGAGCAAACUAGGCAAGGAGAAGUGGCGCAACUUCAUGAUGUUUUACGACAAGAAGAUUGACGACUACAACUUCGGAACGAUGCUGAGGAUCAGCCCGACAGAGGAAUAUACACAGGACGGUACCAUUUUUGUGCCAAGAAUGCAGUUUUACGCUGUUGAAAUCGCAAGAAACCGCAACGGACUGAAUGACUGGAUUUAUGAGAAGGCACAGAACGAGAAGGCUGUCACAGAGGCGUAGACAACACACCUUAUCAAGGAAAUUACGACCCAAUCUAUAACUUACAUGUG
Pseudogymnoascus verrucosus is the source of this 665-nucleotide messenger RNA. RefSeq lists its product as uncharacterized. Gene Ontology annotation, cellular component: cytoplasm. Lineage: Eukaryota; Fungi; Ascomycota; Leotiomycetes; Thelebolales; Thelebolaceae. The transcript has 5 exons. Bases 145 to 615 code for a protein of 156 amino acids. The record is from RefSeq and is a predicted model, not a curated record.